AUGGCGAACAUGUCUAUUAAUGAAUACUACAACAAGUUCAUUGAGUUGAUGAGGUUUGCCCCGGAAGUAGUUCCCACUAAAACCAUCAAAGCUCAGAGAUUUGAGCAAGGCCUGACCCUGACCCUUCAAUGGAAGCUAGGGGGAGUAACUUUUCAGACCCUAGAUGAAGUCUAUGGCCGAGCAACCCACCUGUACGGGAUCAAGGGGAGAGAGAUGGAGCAUUCUGGAGAAAAAAGGAAGAACCAAGACUCUUUUCACGGGGGUGAAAAGAGGCAUAAGCCCAAUGAUAACCACCAAGGGAAUUCUGGAGAUAUAAGGGACAACAAGGGGAACUUUGGGAAAGGGAAUGGAGGCCAGUCGGCCAAUGCUAGAGGGAAUGGAAACCAGAGGGGUGAGAAGCCCAAGAGAAAGUAUAUCUGCAAGCGGUGUGAGAAAGACCACCUAGGGAAGGAACAUGAAGGAAACCCAAUGACUUUUCAUUACUACCAGAAGUUAGGAUACCAUGAGUAUCAGUGUUUCAAGAAAGAGGGUGACGUUAAGUCAAGAAAGGUGAAAGUGUCUAGUACUACUAGCAAACCACCACAUCCUAAUGGAUCUGCCCCCAAGGUUGGAACUAGUAGCGUCGCGGGAGGUGCCCCAAAGGGUCGUGUGUUCGUGAUGAACAGCCGUGAGGCUGAAACUUCUAAUGAUGUGGUAAUUGGUAUCUUCCUCAUAAGUUCUUUGUCUGUGAAAGUUUUGUUUGAUCGGGUGCAUCCCAUUUCUAAGAUAGUAGUUGAAAGUCUUGGGUUAGUGAGUCCUGAGUUAGUUUCUGUAGAAGUGUCUAUUCCGCCUAGGGAAGUGAGGAAUUGUUCCAAGUUGUUUAGGAGUGUACCUCUUUCCAUUUCUAGGGUAGAAUUUCCGUCGGAUUUGAUCGAGUUUGAUUUAAAGGAUCUCGAUGUGAUUUUGGGUAUGGAUUGGUUGGGAAAUUACGAAGCCAAGAUUAAUUGUGCAGCUAAAAAGGUUACUUUGAAUAACCCAAGUAAAACUAGAGCGAGUGACAAGUGUCAUUUAUGA
Messenger RNA from Chenopodium quinoa (quinoa), 1053 nucleotides. RefSeq lists its product as uncharacterized. The transcript has a single exon. Lineage: Eukaryota; Viridiplantae; Streptophyta; Magnoliopsida; Caryophyllales; Amaranthaceae. The record is from RefSeq and is a predicted model, not a curated record. Bases 1 to 1053 code for a protein of 350 amino acids.